Messenger RNA from Penicillium malachiteum, 1962 nucleotides. Its product is annotated as RNA dependent RNA polymerase. Gene Ontology annotation, cellular component: nuclear RNA-directed RNA polymerase complex. Bases 1 to 1962 code for a protein of 653 amino acids. The transcript is spliced from 3 exons. Gene Ontology annotation, molecular function: RNA-directed RNA polymerase activity. NCBI's taxonomy places the organism in Eukaryota, Fungi, Ascomycota, Eurotiomycetes, Eurotiales, Aspergillaceae. Gene Ontology annotation, biological process: siRNA processing. The record is from RefSeq and is a predicted model, not a curated record.
AUGACCCUAGAUGGAUACAUCCCAAGCGCCUUCCAAGGUCGAAUUGCAGGAGCCAAGGCUCUGUGGAUGGUCAACAAGAACCAGUCUAAAUACCAGAGCUUCUGUGAGGAUGAUGGGGAUGAUCUUUGGGUCGAGAUUUCUGACUCGCAGCUGAAGAUCUUCCCCCAUCCUCAGGAAUGGACUGGUACAAUUGACGAUGAGAAGUUGACUUUUGAAGUUGUUAGUUGGUCGAAACCUUUACAUCUUGUGGAGUUGAACAUUCAACUCCUAGUAAUUCUAGCGCACGGUGGCAAUGUAAGGGAUUACAUAGCCGAACUGGCCAGAAGAGGUCUUGAUAAGCUGGCGGAGGAUCUUGAAAGUGUUCUAGCAGCUGAUAACAACCUUAUGUGUCUUGGUCUGAUGCAAAAGCUAAAGCCUCCAGGCGAAGCUAAGUAUAAGUCCCGUCAGCUUGGAAGCUGGGUGCUUAAUGACGGAGAGUUUGUGAACCGUCUAUGUCAGGCAGGUUUUACGCCACAAAGCUUCUCUCCUCUACGAACCCGGCUACAGAAGCUGUUCAAAUGGACCAUUGAGCAUCAGGUGGAGGAGUUGCACAUUGAGGUGCCACUAUCAACGUAUGCGUACUGUGUUGCCGAUCCAUAUGGAGUCCUUGAGGAAGAUGAAGUCCACUUUGCCUUUUCAAGCAACUGGCAAGAUUCCGACGGGAACUUUCAAGAGUCCGAGCUGAUGGACACAGAUGUCCUGGUCGGGCGUCUUCCAGCACACGUCCCCUCUGACAUUCAAAAGCGGAGAGCGGUCUACAAAUCCGAGCUGCGGCAUUUCAAAGAUGUGAUUGUGUUCUCCACAAAAGGGGAUAUGCCUCUUGCUCACAUGCUGUCGGGCGGAGACUAUGAUGGUGACACACCUUGGAUCUGCUGGGAUCCUAUGAUUGUGGACAGUUUUCGGAAUUCCGACCUUCCUGAAACAGAAUUCCCCCCUGAGCACUUUGGUCUUACGAAGCAUUCAAGUGCGUUCGAAUUCAAUCUGACCAUGUCAAACCUCGGACGAUGCACCCAGGAGCAUGAAAAGAUCGCAUAUGACAAAUCGAUCGAUUGUGCUGAAGCCAAAGAGCUUGCAUGUCUGCUGAGCCACCUUGUAGAUGGACGCAGAGGCGGUGUUCAUUUAUCUGAAGACGCGUGGCAGGAGUAUCGCAAGAAGGUUAGCCCGCGUUCUCGCGCCUGGCCGGCCUACAGGGAGACAUCAUCCAGUGAUAAGGCUGUCAAACCAAAGAAAUCGAAUAUUGUGGACUACAUAAAAUUCUUCGUUGCUGAAAAGCACAGCAAGAGCAUCCUUACUGAAAUCCAGACAAAGUUCCCUGAAGGUGAAGCAUGGAGGGCUGUUGACGAUGACCUCGCUCGUCCUUGGAGAGGGACACGAAAACGCGCGGACGCUGAACGUGCCACUGGCGGCGAGCUGGACCCCAUUCUAGAAGAUAUUUCAUGCUCAAUACAGAAGUUAAAGAAGGAAUGGAGCGAGUCAGAUACCGAAGAGGAAUCCUACACUCAUCGAGCACAGCAGCUGGCUGACAAGGCUUCUCUUCAACCACCUACCUCCUCGUCCCAUCCACUCGUACACACUUGGCAAAAUAGUCAAAAAGAGUGGCGUCGCCUGUUAGCUUCAUUUGCAUACCAGCGAUGGUCCAGCUCCAGUUUUGCUUGGUUAGCAUUUGGAGAUGAAUUAUGUGAUCUGAAGGCGGAGACCAUGCCAUCGCGCAGCAUCACCAAUAACGCCUUGUCUUGCUUCAAGGUAAACCAUAAAUUAGUAUCCCAGUUGACGGCCAGUGACGUCGCUGUGAACAUAUCGGAAAGCGACGAGUUCAGCGAUGACGACUUCAAGUACGAGGGCGAAGACGUGAUUGAAGCACUGGUGUUGAGCGAGGAUAUUGGUUAUUUCAAUAGAUUGGAGGAUGGCCUCUCCAUUCAAUGA